Molecule: messenger RNA, 1689 nt
Organism: Saccharomyces eubayanus
Lineage: Eukaryota; Fungi; Ascomycota; Saccharomycetes; Saccharomycetales; Saccharomycetaceae
Gene: AQR1
Product: Aqr1p
Exons: 1
Coding region: 1-1689 (562 amino acids)
Biological process (GO): transmembrane transport
Molecular function (GO): transmembrane transporter activity
Source: RefSeq, a predicted model, not a curated record
AUGUCACGAAGUAACAGUAUAUAUACAGAGGACAUCGAAAUGUACCCCACACACAAUGAGCAGCACCUAACGAGGGAGUAUACCAGACCUCGUGAUGAGAUGAAAAGUGAAAAGCUCAAUUUCGAAGAUGGAUAUGUCAACGCUCAUGGGACUUUGUCUAAAGCCACCACAAGAGAAAUAGAAGGCGACUUGGAAUCCGAGACCUCUUCUCACUCCGGCGACGACAAACUAGAUCACUCGCAACCAAUAACCGCCGAAACGGGUGCACCAUACACGUUGCUAAGUUACGGUCAGAAAUGGGGGAUGGUAGCAGUCCUAACCAUGUGCGGAUUUUGGUCUUCAUUGGGGUCUCCGAUCUAUUAUCCUGCCUUAAGACAAUUAGAGAAGGAGUUCAAUGUGGAUGAAAACAUGAUCAACAUAACCGUGGUUGUGUAUUUAAUGUUUCAAGGUAUAGCACCCACGGUUUGCGGUGGGCUAGCAGAUUGUUAUGGUCGUAGACCUAUCAUUCUAGGUGGUAUGUUAGUGUAUGUUGUGGCAUCCAUUGGGCUAGCACGUGCUCCAUCAUACGGUGUUAUCAUGUUUUUGAGAUGUAUCCAGAGUAUUGGUAUUUCUCCCACAAUCGCUAUUAGUUCCGGAGUUGUCGGGGAUUUCACUUUAAAGCAUGAACGAGGUACUUUUGUCGGUGCCACAUCUGGGUUCGUCUUACUUGGCCAAUGCUUUGGUAGUCUUAUCGGUGCCGUCCUGACCGCAAGGUGGGAUUGGAGAUCUAUUUUUUGGUUUUUGACCAUUGGUUGUGGCACAUGUUUUAUUAUUGCAUUCCUUAUUCUACCGGAAACAAAAAGGACCAUCGCAGGUAAUCUUUCCGUCAGACCUAAAAGGUUUAUUAACAGAGCCCCAAUUUUCCUUUUGGGCCCUGUAAAGAGAAGAUUCAGGUAUGAUAAUCCGGAUUAUGAGACACUGGAUCCCACUAUUCCCAAACUAGAUUUGACCUCUGCCAUGAAAAUUCUUGCGCUACCAGAAAUUAUUUUGUCUUUGUUCCCAUCAGGGCUGCUAUUUGCCAUGUGGACUUUGAUGCUGUCGUCUAUUUCAUCGGGGUUAUCAGUGGGGCCAUAUAACUAUCGUUUGGUGAUUAUUGGUGUCUGUUAUCUACCUGGUGGUAUUGGUGGGUUAUUGGGUUCCUUUUUCACAGGGAGAGUCAUUGACAUGUACUUUAAGAGAAAGUUGAAGAAAUUUGAAGAAGACAAGGCUAACGGCUUAAUUCCACAAGAUGCUGAAAUCAACAUGUUCAGGGUCCGUUUAGUAUGUCUUCUACCCCAAAAUUUCUUAGCUGUUAUAGCAUACCUUUUGUUCGGCUGGAGUAUAGACAAGGGAUGGAGAAUCGAGUCCGUUUUAAUCACUUCAUUUGUUUGUUCAUACUGUGCCAUGAGUACACUAUCAACAUCAACUACGUUAUUGGUGGAUUUAUAUCCAACCAAAUCAUCUACAGCCAGUAGUUGUUUCAACUUUGUUAGAUGCAGUUUGAGUACCAUCUUCAUGGGGUGUUUCGCCAAAAUGAAAGCCUCAAUGACUGUGGGUGGUACCUUCACAUUCUUAUGUGCGUUGGUGUUUUGCUUUAACUUCUUGAUGUUCAUUCCAAUGAAAUACGGUAUGAAAUGGAGAGAUGACAGAUUGCUGAAACGUCAAACAUAA